UGUCGCGGGUGACGUCGGCGCGGUGUGCACGGGCAGGCAGAGCGGCGUGCGCCUGGCGAGACAAAGGCGGCGGAUGUGAGCACGGCACGAAUAAAGGUGUGUGGCAACAAACACCGCAAGGUAGACGCGCUUCACUUUAAAGAAAUGCUUUUUCUUCGAUAGCUAGCGGAACGAAGAAAGUAGAAACUUGAAAGGGGGGUAAACGCGAGACCUGCUUUCUUAUUCCAUUGAUACGGAUUCUUUUCUGUUUUGAUCUGAGUUGCAUCUUUAUUGCACUGUUAAAUUGAUCGCGGGUGAUCAACUAACGAGGCAGACUUCAUUUAGGACUCGGGAGAAAUAUGAGAAAUGACAUGUCUAGGGCCACAUCGUUGAAAGCAUGUUUAGCAAGCUAGUUCACGGCAAACCAGAAAACAAAGAACUUGCAGCUAAUAUCUCGUAGGCAUGCUCAACUCCGUCAGUGCGCGAUCUAGCCAAGUUAUUGUGCUUUUUUAGACAAAGGCCAAGACAACGUGAGCAGGGACUUAAGGUUGCUGCCUACGAAAAAGUUCUUAUUUCAAAUUUAUAAGCUUUUCAUGAUCUCUUUCAGUAAGGUGUAGGGGAAGACUGCAGUUUGAAAACAGUCAGCAAUAAAGUCACGGCAGGAAAAAACAGCACUGCUUACAACUAAGCAGUGCGAAACCUGUGAUGCAAACAUAGGGAGAAAUUAUCUUCUGAACAACAAAAAAAACAGGAAUAACAAAAAGAAGGGUGAAAGAAAAAAGUGAUUGGGCUUGGGAGUGGAACUGGGAAGAAGGGAAAGGGGGAAACAAAAAGAGGAUCAUCUGAGAAUUAUGCGCUGAUUUAGAUGUUUACGUUAAAGGUGUGCUUUGAUUGAACAUUUUUGUAAAAUUGGCAUUUUCGGUGCAUGGAGAAGGAUUAGAAAACUGCAUCGCACCGACACUAAUGCAGAAACUCAGGAACUAUGCCUAGCCCGCUUUUUCACUCCGAAAUAAUGGAUAGUGAGAGAGUGAUAAGCAGUCAGCACUCCGGGGUUGUCUUGCCCGAUGACUCUGAGCCAGAGUCCCGGGACGAAGAGCAUCAGGACGCGCUCCGCUUCGCCCUCGAUCAGUUGUCUCUCAUGGCCGUGGAGACGGACUGCAGCGACGGGGGAGGAAUGGUCGACUCCCUUGAUGCUACAGACUCUAACCCUGAGACUUGCAAUGGCGUAGGAGGAGGGUUUGGCAGCUUGCAAAUCCUCGAUCACUCCGGUGGAUCGCCCAGAUCUUCGGUAUCAUGUUCUCCUCCCGAGGAGUACUACGGCACCGGUGGUUUUCAUAUGAACGGCCCGCUUACUCACUCCAUGCUGGGGGAGACGAGCUCCGCACUCUGCAGCCGAAAGAGGAGCGUCAAUAUGACGGAAUGUGUGCCAGUCCCUAGUUCGGAGCACGUUGCAGAAAUCGUGGGAAGACAAGGUUGUAAGAUUAAAGCUCUGCGUACAAAGACCAACACCUACAUCAAGACCCCAGUGCGAGGAGAGCAGCCAGUGUUUAUUGUGACUGGGCGGCGUGAAGACGUAGAGAUGGCCAAACGGGAAAUCCUGUCUGCCGCCGAACACUUCUCCAUGAUCCGAGCUUCGCGCUGUAAGGCCGGGGCCGGCUCUUCUGCCGGAGCCGUACCGGGACCCCCCCAUCUGCCGGGACAGACCACCAUCCAAGUGCGGGUGCCAUACCGUGUGGUGGGUCUAGUCGUCGGGCCCAAGGGGGCUACCAUCAAGCGCAUCCAGCAGCAGACUCAUACCUACAUCGUGACCCCGAGCCGUGACAAAGAUCCCGUGUUUGAGGUGACGGGCAUGCCCGAGAACGUGGACCGGGCGCGGGAGGAGAUCGAGACCCACAUCACGCUGCGCACUGGGGCUUUCGUGGACCUGCAGGGGGACAACGACUUCCACAGCAAUGGCACAGACGUCAGCCUGGAAGGGCUGGGUGCCAUGGGCCUGGGUGGCGCUCUGUGGUCCAGGGCCAGCCACCCCGCCUCGCCGUCCGCCCCCCUCUCGCUACACCACCCCACCAGGAAGGUGACACCCGCGUCCUUCUCCGGCGGCGGCAGCCUGGGCUCCGAGUCGUAUUCCGGAACACGCCGGGCACCUGAGAGCGCCAGCGGCCCUGGGAGUCCCUUCAGUGCCGUCGGCGGCGGCGGCGGCGGUGGUUUCACCUUCGGCGGGGAGUCGGCGCCCGGCCUCCCCACCGCACCGGCAGAGGAGCUGGCAUUCGAGUUUGGCGCUGCCCACAUCUGGAGACCCUUACUGAAUGGGUCGCAGCGGCGCAACAGCAGCGGCCUGAGUGGUGGCACCGUCACCCCGCGCCUGUCACCCACCCUGUCUGCGGACCAGGCCGGCCUGGAUCACCCCCUAGCCCGACGGGCCCAGAGUGACCCCCUCAGCACCCUCUCCUGGUUGCAGGCCGGUAACGCAUCCUUCUCUGCAAGCAGCAGCAGCAGCAGUGGGGGCAGCAGCACCGGCUACUCGUCAUCCUGCUCCGCCUCCUCUCUGCCUGGGGGUUCUCCCACUGAGCUAGAGGGGGGGGUCGGCACCUCGGGGAUGCUGGGUCACUUUAAGGCCGGCGCCCUUGCCGUGGGUCCUGCAGAGGCGUCCAAGGACUGCUUGGUGUGCUACGAGAGCGAGGUGACUGCUGCCCUAGUGCCCUGCGGCCAUAAACUCUUCUGCAUGGACUGCGCUGGCCAGAUCUGCCAAUCGGGCGAGCCCAGGUGCCCUGUGUGCCACACGCCCGCCACGCAGUGCAUCCGAAUCUUCUCCUGAUGUCCCGUAAAUCGCAGCCAGAAAUCGGGAGUGGACGGUGUGUCACCGGAGGCGGAGAUCCAGUCGUUUCGUUGAAUCCCGAUGACAAUGUAUGCUCAGAAACAGACAGCAGAUGCAUUAGUCACAACACUCAGAGUGAUUUCAGUGGACGAGGCAGUAUACGUUCAGCAUAUGUGUCGUUUGGAAAGGGAGACAUUGCUUACUGGAUCACAUGACUACUGUCCAUCACUGCAGGUUCCGUUCUGGAGUUAGGGGAAAAAAAUACAGUGUCUUAUCUAUCUUCAGGAGUUAAGCUUAUUAAUGCAGUUUGUUUUAACUUUGUAUACUUUUUAAUUGUUAAAAGCAAUUACUGCGUAAAUGUAAGGAUUCCGUUGUUUUGCUACUUAAGUUAUUUAGCUGCAAGGACCUGGUGCACUUUUUAAAUGUAUUUUUAAAGAGAAUAUAAUUCAUAUAAGGGGCUAGAUAUUUUUAAACGAUUUUUAUCCUGCAUUUAAACUUUUUUUCCUUGAAUGAUGACAAUUGUUGCGAGGUCACUGCGGUUGUGGGAGUUCAGUGUCCUCGCGUUGCAGUUUUUCAUUGCCAGUUAUCUGUGAAGUUUCGUGCUCUGGUGUAGUUUUAGGCUUUGAUAUUUCUGUGUGCGUGUGUCGCGAUAAUGCUUAAAUUUAUAGGAUAGCGAAGUGACUGAUCGGAAAUACAGAUGGAUAAUCAUAUUUUUUCUUUGUGUGUAGGUGUUGAUAAGAGAAUACUUUAACGACAAUAUAUUUAUGCAUAAUUACUGCGAACUCAUAUUCUUUUAAUCGGGAGAUUUUACUUGAAAACUAAGACUGAGAGACCUAAGAUAUCUUUUCAAUGGCUGAUUGUGUUUUUUUAAACCCUUUUCUCCGCUAUUAUUUUUCCAAUUUUUAUAGAAGCUUAUAGAAAGAAUUUCAGACAAUUUUGUGAUUCUCCUACUUUCUUGUGGGUUUUGUUUUAUAAUAAUGAAACCAAAAUCCAUGCGACCACCCGGAUCCCGCUGCAGGUUGACUGUGACACUUUCCGGUCUCCAGUCAAAACUGGUUGCUAACUGUUGUGUCUGGUUUAAAUGGUUUUCCAAAGCCAGACCUGCCAGCAUGUAAAUAUCUGUUAAGGAGCCUGUAAGAUAUAUGGUUGUUUUUAUCUGUAUGAUGGCUGUGCUUUGUGGCUGCGGGGUCUGGUCUCACACUAAUGUUUGGAGAGCAUCUGAAGAGUCGUGGCACUUUAUCACAUGACUGUGGAAGACGGUUUGGUGAUCGGUAAACACACCAGUGUCCUUUUCAAUGGACUGUGUCGUAGUUUUCCUUUUAUUCAAAGCCACUACACUUUCUGCCACUGAGUUCAAGUAAAUAUGUCAUUUUGUUGGCAUUUUUAAUAGCAAUAUACAGUGGCAGGUGUUUGGCAUCCUCUCCGUAUGUGUGGAUUUUAAUUUUAUUUCCCCUCCUUAUGCCCCAAAUGGCGGUCUUCCAUUUUUAUAAAGUCCCUCUCUUCCCAAACUAGGUAUUUGUUUAAUUCUCAGUGUAUAAAAAAUGAAUUGCUGGGAUUAGCCCCUAAAUGCAAAUAGCAUAGACACCCAGGAGAUGCGAGAAGCCAUAAAUCACUCAUGUAAGAAGGGUCUACAAACACUGACUGAUAUAUUUCACUGUUUACCGUCUUUUCAGCACACUG
Messenger RNA from Paramormyrops kingsleyae, 4474 nucleotides. RefSeq names its product RNA-binding protein MEX3B-like. NCBI's taxonomy places the organism in Eukaryota, Metazoa, Chordata, Actinopteri, Osteoglossiformes, Mormyridae. Gene Ontology annotation, molecular function: RNA binding. The record is from RefSeq and is a predicted model, not a curated record.